This is a messenger RNA of Protopterus annectens (West African lungfish), 3416 nucleotides long. It is a transcript of the gene SLC17A9, whose product is annotated as solute carrier family 17 member 9. The transcript is spliced from 13 exons. The record is from RefSeq and is a predicted model, not a curated record. Gene Ontology annotation, molecular function: transmembrane transporter activity. Bases 1026 to 2477 code for a protein of 483 amino acids. Lineage: Eukaryota; Metazoa; Chordata; Ceratodontiformes; Protopteridae. Gene Ontology annotation, biological process: transmembrane transport.
UAUGAUGUUUAAGUCAUACAUUCUCGUCUAUAUGCCGUGUAUGUAUGCACGUUAGGUGGAUUGGUAACGGACAGUGGUAUCAAUUUUUUCAAGGAUGCGCUACCUAUGGGCCCAUGCUAAGUACUGCUGACUAGAUGAAGUAGCCGUGUUUGCUUUGUUUACUUAUAACGUGGCAGAACUAAACCGGAACUUCCUAUGGGCCCAUUCUAAAUACUACUGACUAGAUGAAGUAGCCGUGUUAGGCUUUGUUUACUUAUAACGUGGCGGAACUAACACGGGGGAUAGUAGAACAGACCUGCAACAUAAGAAAUACUUGCCGUUUGGAAUACGAAGACAAUUUCCGCUUUUUUAUACUCAACAGCCCGCAAUAAUAUACAGUGUAAAGACUGUCACGCAUGACGCAUUCCCUUCCGGGCCGACAAUGCAAGAGAUUUGACCCCGCCCAUAAUGUGGGGACUUGCUCGGUGUAUCUCGAUGUAAACCAAUGAUCUGCUUAAAUCAUUUUACCGUGGUGUUCGUAACUGGUUGUAAAUAAACGCUAUGCAAUGGAAGGCAUAGUCGUAGCUACCUGUUAGGACGAAGUUUAUAAAUGCUCACCAGUAGUGGCCCUUUUAAUUGUAUCGUAAUCUUACAGACAACUAGUACUGGGAGUGAGCUUUUAAAACUUUUCGGCUGGUGAACUGCAGUAUGAAAGUAUGAACUGUGCUCUUACAUUUCCGCAUGCAUCAGAGCAUAAUUCCCAACAUGGGUGUAUAGUGAGUUUAGUUACCGGCUGCCAGGUAUCAUCAGCACCUCCUGUCAGUUGUCUGUCUUUUUCGUAGAGUUCGAGUAUUUGGUUUAUAAGCUUAAGUAGAGUUUAUGACAUUUAGAAAAUUGUGGGGUACUUAGUCCAGGAUUUCGAUUUGUUUUGACACAGAGAAAGCUUUCUAUUUACAGAUACGGGGGCAAUAUAUUUUACUGUGGCACAGUAUUUGACUAGUGGCUUUGGCAGUGUUUUCGUAUGGUAAAACAGAUAAAAGUCUUGAAUGGCCGAAAAUGUACUGCCGACUGGUGCUGCAGCUGAUAAUACAGAAAUGGUCCUGGAGGAUACACAACUGUUGCCCCUUCUCCCGUCAGCUCACUUCGGAGAGGAAGCUGACAGCUCUUCUACCGGCUCUGACUCUUACUGGUCCAGGUCCGAAUCUCGCAUCUGGACAGUAAUGUUGUUACUGGGGACAUGCCAGCUGUACUGUACCAGGGUAACACUUCCUAUCUGUGCUUCUACCAUGGCUGUAAAGUUUGGCUGGGACAAGAAACAGACUGGUAUCGUUCUAGGUAGCUUUUUUUGGGGCUACUGCUUCACGCAGGUCGUGGGUGGUUAUGUUAGUGAUAGGAUUGGUGGGGAGAGAGUGAUCCUGCUGUCUACUGCAGCUUGGGGCUGCAUUACUACCCUUACACCAGUGGUUACUCAUAUCUGUACAACCCCCAUUGUUUGUCUGACACUGCUUCGUUUUCUUAUGGGACUGAUGCAAGGUGUCUACUUUCCAUCUCUUGUCAGCAUCUUUUCCCAGAAAGUCCGAGAGAGUGAAAGAGCAUUCACUGCCAGUACAGUGGGAACAGGUUCUCAUAUUGGGACCCUGAUGAUUGGCUGGGUUGGCUCCCUGCUACUGGAAUGGUAUGACUGGCAGAGUGUGUUCUUCUUCUCAGGCUUGCUUACCUUGAUUUGGGCAUUCCAGACAUGGAACCGCUUCUUCAGAGGAAAAGGUCCAUUGUUGUCUUUAGAAAGCGCUGGAGCUUAUGUAUCUCCAUCAAAGCAUGCUCAAGUGCCAUGGAAGCAGUUGUUUAAGAAAGCCCCUGUGUGGGCAGUUAUCCUCUCUCACCUUUGUGUCAGUGGCAGCUUUUUUACCCUUUCCUCAUGGCUUCCUACCUUCUUUAAGGACACAUUCCCAGAGUCAAAGGGCUGGGUCUUCAAUGUAGUCCCAUGGCUUUUUGCAAUUCCUUCAUCCAUCUUUGGUGGAUGGCUUUCUGAUCAUCUCAUUGGCCUUGGGUUUGAAACUGCUUUUGUACGGAAAAUUAUGCAGUGCAUAGCAAUGGGAGCUUCUGGUGUCUUCAUCUUUUCUCUCUCUAGUGCAGCGAAUUACAGAUGGGCUGUUGUUUUUGUAUCUGCUGCAAUGGGACUUCAAACUUUCCAUAACAGUGGUGCUUCAGUGAAUGUUCAAGAUCUUACACCAUCCUGUGCUGGCUCAUUGUUUGGUGUGAUGAACACAGCUGGGGCCCUAUUAGGUGUUUUUUUAGUUUAUCUUUCUGGCUGUUUGAUUGAUGUCACUGGAUCUUGGGCUUCUGUCUUCAACCUCGUCGUGCUGGCCAAUGCCUUUGGCCUUCUUAUGUUCUUGGUGUUUGGUGAUGCUAAGAGAGUGGAUAUUGACACAAGUGAAGAAGUCACGCAGUGGGAUUUGAAUAAGCAAAGCAACCUCAAACCUGGACUUCCUAGUCUUUAGGAAGUGGACAAAUCACUGUGUAACAUUCCAAAGUAAAACUGCCUCUGCGUUUCUUGUAGUGGCACGUAGCACUUCGGACUUUUGAAAGCCGCAGUUAGAAAGCAUUAGGAUAGCUUCCUUUGUGCUUUCACCUUUGUGACUUACUGCUGUCCAGCACAGUGGAUUGCUAUGUAAGCAGUUUUUGUAGUCUAGAGAAAAAUCAGAGCUGGGUUUAUAUUUAAUUCGGAAUGUGUCCUCUAGUUCUCUGUAUUCAGCUGAAAAACCUGGAAAAACUACCUUAGUAUUCUCUUCAUUCCAGAAUCAGUGAACAGAAAUGCCAAUUCCAUCCAUAUUUCAUUCCAACAACCGUUUUCACCAUCAUUAUUGUUAACGUUCCAAUUUUAUAAAUGCUGAUGUAAGUCAGUUUGAUGUACUUACAAUUUUCCUGAAGCGGUUUCAUUUUGUAUGUGGUAGUUUAGUUACCACAUCAUAUGACAAGACAGUUUCAGAAAAAGUUCAUAAGGGUAAUUUGGGGAAAUGAGAAUGCAUUUUGUAAGUCAAUUUGGAAAUAGGAAUGUUGACAUCCGUACCUCUCCAAUUAUCCUUCAUUUGGCACAUAAUUUUGGUCUGUCCCUCUUAAAAUUGGUGAUUGCAAAAUUGUGGUGAAUUCUCAUCAAAAAAUAACCAUUAAGGUUAGAGUUCUUUUAUUUCUGAAAAACACAUAUUAAUUCAGCUUGUCUUACUCUGUCACCUUUUCAAGUCCGUAGCAGAAGUGACCCUGAUUUGAGACCUUUGUCGCUGACUACUUCUGGCUUUGUCCUUGUUUCGGAGAUAAGAGCCUGAGAAUGGUUGAUGACACAUCAACAAAGGAAACUUAAAAAAAUAAUAAAAAUGGACAAAGUCAUCAUUUGGUAAUCAAAUUGUACUGUAUUUAUGCAAUAUAUACCUCAUUCCUUUCCA